AUGAAGACUUUAUUCGCUUUUACUUUGGUUUCAUUGUUUGUGGGUAGUUUUGCUGAUAGAUAUUGUUAUAAUAAAGUAGUUCAGGAUUGUGCUAGUGGAAUUCAACAUGUUUCCUGCAAUGCUAACUACGGUAACUUUCCAUGUGUCGAGCCGUUGUUCAAUGACUUGUUCAAGAAUUAUCUGAUGCGUAGCAAUGAAUAUCUUCUAAUCAAAACAAACUUCGAUAAUUAUGAAUAUGCGCGUCCUGGUUUCGCCCAAUUAUUCGGCCAGUUGUCUGACAGGAAGUGGGAAACAGCCAUUCGCAUCAUAAAGUUUAUCACAAAUCGUAAUGGUGAAGUUGAAUUUGGUCCCGGUAAUGCUUACACUGCUGGGGCGUAUGAUAUUCAUGAAUUGCCAGCGAUGGCUAUGGCGACUGAUAUUGAGAAACAAUUCGCGAUUGAUACAAAUGAAAUUCACGAGAUUGUUACUGGACCACCUAACAAGCACGACAUGGAUGUGGCUUGGUAUAUUCAGAAUAAAUUCGCUUUCCAGCAGUCGAAAUUGUUGAGGCAGUUGGUUGGAUAUGUUUCUGUGUUGACGAAGAUGUCUGAUUCUAUUAACUACGCUGUAGGUUUAACCACAUUUGAUGAUUAUUUAUAUGAUGAGGAUGUGUAG
Molecule: messenger RNA, 654 nt
Organism: Dalotia coriaria
Lineage: Eukaryota; Metazoa; Arthropoda; Insecta; Coleoptera; Staphylinidae
Product: ferritin light chain-like
Exons: 2
Coding region: 1-654 (217 amino acids)
Biological process (GO): iron ion transport; intracellular iron ion homeostasis
Cellular component (GO): cytoplasm
Molecular function (GO): ferrous iron binding; ferric iron binding
Source: RefSeq, a predicted model, not a curated record